AUGAAUGAUGAGGUCGUAGCAAGAGACCCGCCCCCAAGCGCGCCUAUUCUGGAGGCUUCCCGGCGCGGUAAAAGCACCGCGCCUACCAGCUGGGUCGGGAAUCGGAUGCAGCAGGAUGCAGCGUCCAAUUUCACUGUCAACCGUUUCGGCAACACUCUCACGGCUAGACACCAGUCUCACUCAGAUCCUACCAUGUCCUUUGACGUCGUUUUCCCCGUCGCAUAUGAUGCUCCACAGCGAUCAAGUAUCAUUAGUGCUGAAAAUUAUAAUGAUCGCAUCGCGUAUGUCUUCGAAGACAUGUCUGUGCUACCCUCUCACAGCUCGUAUGCCUUGGCAAAUCACAUGGCUCGGAACUCCCACUCAUACCUCGAGUCUUCUUCCAAGGCUGACUAUAGCCUAACGCCCAAUAUCAAAGCUAAUGGCCAGAAAGAUUUGACUUGGUCAUUUUCUUGUCGCGCGACGGAAUCGUCUUCAGGGAAGAACAAGGCAUGGUUUUAUGAGACCUGCUUUUGUAAACAAGAUGGAUUCAGCCCUGAUAUGGUUAUUCGAUCUCAUAUCAUCACCAGAUUAGAUCUGGGGCCAACUCCAAGAUGUCGAUUAUCAAAGUUUGGAAUAAAUGAGACUCGGCGUUUUGAUCGAAACACCUAUCAAGGAUCGCAGGUCGAGUCCACGAGUCCAGUACUGUACAAGGGACAAAGGCGCUACCAUAUUGGGUCCAAUGUCCUGCAAUGCUUGGCCAAUCCACAAUCACCCUCCGCGGGUUACCUCAACGCCUGGAAUGCCGCUCGCGUAUUUGGGCCACUUGCCGCGAAAUCACUUGAAACCAAUCGUUGUGCACAUUUGACAAUUUGGCUUGACAAGAUUGCAGCAAUUGCAUCCCCGUCUUUUGGAAUGUUCUCGCCGAUCAUUUCAAUGCCUCGCUUCCUGCAGUCUCCUGAUGGAAUUGAUCAUGCGAGGUUGGUCGGGCAAGAUGCUGUGACGGGCGCCAGCUUUCAGACCAGCACCUUCACUGCAAGCGUCCUGACCAAUACCACGCACGCAAAAAUCGAUUUCGUCCUUAUAAUUCCUCAAUCUAAACUCGGAUGGAUCGCCAUAGGACAUGGUACGAGAAUGAGCAACUCGCGGAUGAUGAUAAUUUGGCCAGUAGGUGAACCAGACGAAGAAAAAGGUUGGGUGAUCUCUUAUCGCAGCACAACCGGGCACAUACUUCCCAAGUCACUACGUAUUUCAGAGGAGGAACCUCUGCUGAAGAUACAUCAAUCAAAAUCUGUGAAAAAGAGCACUGUUUCUUUCAAUUUCAUCCGUCCUCUCAGUCUGGGACCGUCAGAUACGUUGAGAAGAAAACCUGCACAAGAGUUUGUUUGGGCUGUUUCCUCUUUGCGCCCGCCAGGAAUGGAAUCGAAUGGAAGGAUACUUUAUCACGAUCUGGGAUACGGGCUUGUCAACUUAAACCUUGAUGAAACUUUACUUCCAAAUGGUACCAUUAGAUCCGAGACUUACUCUCUGCGAGAUCUUACUCACUCUUACCGACAUGACGGGCUCAUCACAGUACACGCAACGGUGCUUUCGGUAGCGUGGAUAUUCUGCGCUCCAGCGGCAGUCUUAUCUGCACGAUUUAUGAGAGCCAGCUCAUUAGAAUGGGUGAAGAUUCAUUGGAUCUUACAAAUCUUCACAGUCCUAUUAACCCUGAUUGGCAUAAUUUGUGCAGCUUGUGCUGUAGGAUCUGGCUCUCAUUUUGAUAGCCACCAAAAGAAGAUGGGUUUUUUUGUGGUGAUCGGAAUGCUAUUCCAAGUUUUGGAAGGAUACAUCAUUCACGCCUUUUCAAAAAAGUCAGAAACUAAGAGAGCAUUAAAAAACUGGUUGCAUAUCAUCUUCGGAUGUUCACUUAUCCUACUUUCCUGGGCGACAAUCGUUUCUGGUAUCGAAGAAUGGGAAGCCCAGGGACGCGGGACGCCAGUUUCCGUUUCUGUAAUCAUGGGGCUUAUGAUGGGGUUGGCUCUAUUUCUUUAUGCUAUGAGAUUAUGGCGCACAAGACAAGAUCAAGAUAAAAGUGAAGGUGACAAACAAAUUCAGUCGAUGAUUGAAAUAUCUCACUUGGAUGUGGAUGGCCGAUUUGAUUCCUCGCUCGAAAAAGAGUUGCUUGAAGUGAACGUGUUGAAUAGAGUCAAGGGGGAAUGA
Melampsora larici-populina 98AG31 is the source of this 2178-nucleotide messenger RNA. RefSeq lists its product as uncharacterized. The record is from RefSeq and is a predicted model, not a curated record. The transcript is spliced from 9 exons. Lineage: Eukaryota; Fungi; Basidiomycota; Pucciniomycetes; Pucciniales; Melampsoraceae. Bases 1 to 2178 code for a protein of 725 amino acids.